Cynara cardunculus var. scolymus (artichoke) is the source of this 877-nucleotide messenger RNA. Its product is annotated as UPF0047 protein C4A8.02c. The record is from RefSeq and is a predicted model, not a curated record. NCBI's taxonomy places the organism in Eukaryota, Viridiplantae, Streptophyta, Magnoliopsida, Asterales, Asteraceae. Bases 31 to 570 code for a protein of 179 amino acids. The transcript has 7 exons.
AACAAAGUAAAGGCAGGGCAAUCGAAGGAAAUGCAGUCCUCCGCCUUCUCAUUCUCGUCUGCAGUUCCAUUCAGAAACUCUGCGACUUGUUCGUUUCGGGUGACGCCAACCACCUUACCCGAUUCUUCAACCAUGGCUGCUCCCAAAUGGGCUCAGAAGACAAUAACGCUCCCUCCUCACAACCGUGGCUGUCAUCUUAUUACUCCCAAGAUCUUGAAGGAAAUUGGAGAAGAUUUGUCAGGAUUUAAAUGCGGUCUUGCAAAUCUUUUUUUGCAGCAUACCAGUGCGUCAUUGACUAUCAAUGAAAAUUAUGACUCAGAUGUUCGAGCUGACACUGAGACUUUUCUUAAUAGGGUUGUCCCAGAGGGAAGGUCUGCACCAUGGAAACAUACCCUGGAAGGUCCAGAUGAUAUGCCAGCACACAUCAAGUCAUCAAUGUUUGGCUGUGCUCUCACGAUACCAAUUACAGAUGGACAGCUUAACAUGGGAACUUGGCAGGGCAUUUGGCUGUGUGAGCAUCGUGAUGCACCUACUGCACGUAAGGUUGUAGUCACCUUAAAUGGAAUAUAAGAUGCAAGCAAUGAGAUAUAUAUGGUACGAAGUUUACUUUGAAACCUGUAAUCCAGAUAUAUAUAUACACACAUAUAUAUAUAUACACUGAUUGUAGUAUAUCUAGCAUAGCUUUGUUGUUGAAGUUGUUCAUUGGUUUGUCACUGAUUCCUUGUGAGUGGAUAUAUAUAUAUAUAUAUAUAUAUAUAUAUAUAUAUAUAUGGUUCCUAAACAAUCCCUUGUUUCUGAUUGCCUAUUAAUGGGAGGAAGAUGGAUGAUGUUGUGUUGGAUUUUUAUUAAUGUAAAUAAUGAUAAUGACGGAUGGGUG